Molecule: messenger RNA, 977 nt
Organism: Bactrocera neohumeralis
Lineage: Eukaryota; Metazoa; Arthropoda; Insecta; Diptera; Tephritidae
Product: retinaldehyde-binding protein 1
Exons: 6
Coding region: 159-977 (272 amino acids)
Cellular component (GO): membrane
Molecular function (GO): phosphatidylinositol bisphosphate binding
Source: RefSeq, a predicted model, not a curated record
GAGACACAUUUUAUGGGCAGCUAAAUCAUCGUGGAGCGUCGUCGGCCAUUGACUGACGGCAGGUGUACAAAGCAUAAAAUAGAAAUCAAAUAAACUUAUUGCUCAAACAACUUUAGACGAAGGCGCGUGCGUACACAAUUAAAGUUCCUCUAAGUAAAAUGCAAAUAUUAUUGUCAACAAAAUUUGAACACACUACUGAGCAGUUGGACAAAAUGCAGGAAUUGCGCAAUUUGGUGGAGACUGCCAAUGAGUUGGAUAUAAGCGCCGAUGAUAUUUUGCUUUCCAAAUUCCUGACAUUUGUUGGUUGGCAGGUUGGACGCGCUUAUGAAGCCAUCAAUAGGUAUUACGACUUUAAACUACAUAAUCCAGACUGGUUAGCACAUCACGAGGUGCAUUACUUUCAGAAUCAUUUUUAUCAAACACUCAGCAAAUACAUUAUGCCUAAGCCAGACAAAGAUGGGCGUGUGAUUUUUGUAUCGAAAACAGUCGAUGCAUUUAAAACAUUCCCUAAUUAUAUGUACGACAUUAUCGAAAUGGAUGAUUUAAUAUUCGAAUCGCUUUUACUAUUGCCACAGGCGCAAAAAUAUGGAAUCACUGUUAUCAGUGACUUAAGUGGUACCAACAAACGAUUUUUGCGUUUCGCCUCACCCGCCAUGGCCAAAAUGGUGAAUGCCAAAAAUGAUGUUAUGCCGUUUACAUCACGUAUUGUACAUGUCAUACAGAAGGGUAUGUUUUUGAAUGCCACAACCAAUUUGAUGAUGUCCUUUGCUAGUAAAGAGUUCAAAGACCGUAUACACAUUCAUGAUGGCAAAAAUUUUGACAAACUGCGAAAUAUGGUGGGGUAUGAAAAUUUACCGGCUGAGUAUGGUGGCCCCAAAGAAAAUGAGCUGGAUGUGAACAUCUUAUACGAACACUUGUUAAGGCACUCUGCAUAUCUUUCGAAACUCCAAAACUACAAAAGAAAAUUAUUGAACUAA